UUGCGGGAUGAUCCAUUGGCGAUUAAACAGUUAUCACGACAAAAAAUGAGUGCAAUUAAGUAUGUUGAAUAUUCAGCUUUAACUCAAAAGGAAAAAGCUACAUUAGCUCUUAGUGAUGAUAUUUAUAAAAUACGCGAAGCAUUCCAAAUUGAAACUAAAAAUAUCAAUGAUACUAUUUUUAAAAUACGUGAAACAUUCCAAAUUGAAACUAAAAUAAUAGAAAUUGAUAUAUCAACACUUGGUGAAACUUUCAAAACUGAAGCUGAAAAAAUCAAACAGAAUAUAUUGAUUUUUAAUAGUAACAUUAGUAAAAUCCAUGAAACUUCUCAAAAUGAAACCAAAAAAAUCAAAAAAGAGAUACUUGCUUUUAAAAAUGAUAUUAAUCAAAUACGUGAAAUUUCCCAAAUUAAAGCUAAAAAAAUCGAAAAAGACAUAUUGACCCUUAGUAUUAAGGUUAAUAACGUACAUGAAAAUUCUCAAAUAGCAACUAAAAAAGUCGAAAAAGAUAUAACAGUUCUUAAAAAUGACAUCAGUCAAAUACGUGAAUCUAGGCAGAAACAUAUUCUGCAAGGUACAGUAUAUAAUCGUUUUGAUUCAUGUAUCGAUUUGAGUCAAGCUAAUUUCAACAUUAUUUUUUGCUAG
Messenger RNA from Racocetra fulgida, 642 nucleotides. The record is from the annotation of a GenBank genome assembly. NCBI's taxonomy places the organism in Eukaryota, Fungi, Glomeromycota, Glomeromycetes, Diversisporales, Gigasporaceae.